Coregonus clupeaformis (lake whitefish) is the source of this 2249-nucleotide messenger RNA. Its product is annotated as taste receptor type 2 member 40-like. Lineage: Eukaryota; Metazoa; Chordata; Actinopteri; Salmoniformes; Salmonidae. The record is from RefSeq and is a predicted model, not a curated record. The coding region runs from base 768 to 1733 and encodes 321 amino acids. The transcript has a single exon. Gene Ontology annotation, molecular function: G protein-coupled receptor activity. Gene Ontology annotation, cellular component: membrane. Gene Ontology annotation, biological process: G protein-coupled receptor signaling pathway; sensory perception of taste.
UGCAAUUACACCUGAGAAAAAUAUAAAAUCUGGAGAAAAGAGACUAUGGACUCAAAACCAUUUGCAUUGUGAAUUACAUGACAUUGAAACAGGAUGAAAAGCACAACACUUCAUUUUGAAUAAGCUAAUUUGUACAAAUUAAAUACAUAAUGGAUUUGAAUAAGGAAAUACAUCCAGCCUCAUCAGUCAAAGGAAAAUAAAAUACAUAUAAUUUCCAUUGUUUAAAAAUGUAAAACCAGCCCCAGAAGAUGCUUGUAAGUAAAUGACUGUCUGGUCUAUAAACAAAAACCAUGGCACGAUGGAUAGAGUGGCAAGCCAGACAGUAAGUAACAUGUCAUGUUUAUCCUCAGUAGGGACAAUGAGAGUGCUUGAGAUGAUACAAAAACAAGUAUUGACUAUCUUCCAUCCCUACUCCCCCCCUCCGUCUUCAAUUUAAUCUGUGUCUGGUUACAACAUUGCAAAUCCAGUAAUAGUCUACAUUCUAGUCAAUGUAUACUUCAUGCAUGCUUUUCAUAAAAGCAAAAUGGUAAUGACUAACGUGACUUGUCUUCCUCAUGGCUAAUUUGUGUGUUCAAAUUCUGCUGUGGAAUGGCCAUGCCCUAACAUCAAUCAGCAUUGUCCCUCAUUUACAUUAUCUCAGAGAAUCAUGACUCACAGAAACAGAUUUGCAUAGGAAUACUCAUUUUCUCUAUAAAAUGGUAUGUGGAUAAUACUCUGCUUCAUAACAAAGAGGAAUUCUGCCAAAUUGUUCUCCUCUGGUUAUAACUAUGGGUUUUGGACAACAUGAUGUCCAGCUGUAUGGUAUAGCUGUCCUGGUUGUUAUUGGAGUGCUAUGGAACACCUUCAACCUGAUAACAACCAUGUUCCAGCAGUGGAAGGCUGGAGGUGUCCAGACUGUGGGACUGAUCAUCUCCACUAUCUCCCUGGGCAAUGUUUUCCUGCACCUCUCCACCUUUGGCAUCGUGGUCACCAUGUGGGCUGGGGUGAUGUGUUGGGAUGAUCUACCCAUGUUCUUCUGUGCCAUGGUGUAUGUGUGGCUGAGCAGCAGCUGUUUGAGCUUCUGGUCCAUCGCCUGGCUGAGUGUCCUCUACUGUGUGAAGGUGGUCAACUUCACCUCUGAGCUGUUCGCUAAGAUCAAGACAAACAUCUCACCCAUCAUCAACGUGACUCUUGCAGUGACCUUCUUGAACUCCUGUGUGAUGUUUGCCCCGUUCGUCUCCCUUAAUUACCGUAACGAGUCGUACACAACACCUAUGACAAAGAACACCACCUGCGUGAUUAAGACACCUCUAUUCCCCACUUGGAUCAACACGAACCUUUAUGUGUUAGUCUUCAUCUGCUACCUGGCUCCGUUACCUGUGAUGGUGAUGGUUCCCUCCUCCAUCAGACUGGUGGUCCAUCUCUGCAAACACACGCUGGAGAUGAGAAAGAACAAGACCGAUGUUCAGAGUGCUGACUCCUACCUGCUGGUGUGCAAGCUUACUGUGGCCCUGGUGGGGGUCUACAUAACCACGCUGACCAUCAUCUCCCUGUUCUAUCUCUCUAAACUAUAUGGCUCUGAUAUUAGCAUUAACUCACUCCUGCUGGGCUACUCCUUCUAUUGCAUAGCAUCAGGCGUUCUCUUGACCAUCUCCAAUAAGAACCUGAGGGAGAAACUCUGGGCUCUUUUCUGCGGUAUCAAAGCAUCAAAUGCAUCAAGCAAAAGCCUGAGUGGAGAAACUGGAGCAGCUUGAUAUGCUUUUGAGUUUUAAUACAUUGUCUCCUUUUCAGUUCUUCAGGACAGUGUAUUAUGUCACAAUAUACUUAAUUUUUGUAGUUGCCAGAUAUUACAAACAAGUUCAUAUUUUCUUGUUGUAAAAUCCCUUUUUGCUACUGCUGUUGUUGGAUUUUUAUCCUUAGGUGUACUGGGUUUCAUAGUAUUUCUUUUUAAGUAGAAGGUGCAUGUAUUGACUUUGGCUUUUCAUCUUUUUUAUGUAUUUUCUUAAUGAUGAUUUGCACAAAUUAAGGAGCAUGGAUUUAUAUACAGUACCUAGUGAAAGUCUACACUAUUUCAAUGUCAGUUUUAUUUUUCAGUGGGACAAUUACACAAAUGUUAAUGCCAAAGACACACCAGCAUGGUGUUGAGAGUUCCUGAGUUGUCCAGUAGCAGUCCUGACUUGAAUCUGCUUGACAAUCAGAGACAAAGUUUGAAUAUUGCUGUCCAUCAAUGAUUCCCAACCAAAUUUACAGAGCUUGAGCAAUUUUAACAA